Molecule: messenger RNA, 1179 nt
Organism: Astyanax mexicanus (Mexican tetra)
Lineage: Eukaryota; Metazoa; Chordata; Actinopteri; Characiformes; Acestrorhamphidae
Gene: tmed2
Product: transmembrane p24 trafficking protein 2
Exons: 5
Coding region: 120-752 (210 amino acids)
Biological process (GO): endoplasmic reticulum to Golgi vesicle-mediated transport; intracellular protein transport; Golgi organization
Cellular component (GO): Golgi apparatus; endoplasmic reticulum-Golgi intermediate compartment; endoplasmic reticulum
Source: RefSeq, a predicted model, not a curated record
CUCUCGGUCAGAAGGCUGUACGUGGCAGUCCGGCUGCAGCUCUGUGCUGAUCCAGCCCGGCUAAACCAGUUCCCCAGUCCUAGUUCCCCCUGUUCCCGGUUCCCGGUCCCCGCUGGAGGAUGUCCCCGGGCCCGGAGCUCGCGCUGCUGCUGCUGCUGGCCGCGCUCGCCGCCUCGGCAUCCGGGUACUUUGUUAGUGUGGACGCGCACGCGGAGGAGUGUUUCUAUGAGCGCGUGAACUCCGGUACCAAGAUGGGCCUGAUGUUCGAGGUGGCGGAGGGAGGAUUCCUGGAUAUAGACGUGGAGAUAACUGGACCUGAUGGAAAGCAGAUAUAUAAAGGAGACCGUGAGUCCAGUGGGAAGUACUCUGUGGCGGCUCAUAUGGACGGAACCUACAAGUUCUGCUUCAGUAACAAGAUGUCCACCAUGACCCCCAAAAUCGUCAUGUUCACCAUCGACAUCGGAGAAGCUCCCAAAGGUCAAGACAUGGAGACGGAAGGCGGUGGUGACAGCUGGGAUGCUCAUCAGAACAAGCUGGAGGAGAUGAUUAAUGAACUGGCGGUGGCGAUGACUGCAGUGAAGCACGAGCAGGAGUACAUGGAGGUCCGAGAAAGAAUACACAGAGCAAUAAACGACAACACUAACAGCAGGGUGGUGCUCUGGUCGUUUUUUGAAGCUCUGGUUCUGGUUGCGAUGACGCUCGGACAGAUUUACUACCUGAAGAGAUUUUUCGAGGUGCGGAGAGUCGUGUAAACGAAACCUCCAGACCUCCGUCUGAUCCCUCUCUCUCUCUCUGCACUCGUCCUUGAACACAGCCGUCUACGACUCGGACGGAUCGGAUAUCCGGCCGCGUCCGAUCUCAGAAGAGCCUCAUCUUCACUCCUUCAGUUUCUUCUUUAUCUUUAUCUUAUUAUUUAGAUUCUUUAGUUUCUAUACGUUUGGUUUUGGUCACUUUUAGACAAAUCCUUUGUGUUUAAUCUUAAUUUAUUUUAAUCUCUGAUUCUUUUAUUGUUUUAUUCUGUUAGGCUUCUUUUUUUUUUUAAACUCACUGAAUGUGUUUACAUGCACUUAAACUGUGUCCAUAAUCAGAUUACUGCAGUUAUUACUUCAAAUAAUACUGAUUAUUCAAGUUAUUGAUCACAUGAAAAGUGCAGUUCAAUAGAUUUCUUAGGUGAGAUUA